CUGAAUUUUAUGAAACAAGCCCAACUUUUCCUCACAGAUAAUAACGUAGAAAAAAAGAUUUUCUUUCGAAUUAUUAUGAUGAGAUCAUCAAAUUUAAAUAGUCUCAUUGCUGAAGAAGAAGAAAAUGUCCAAAAACUUGUCUUAAAAAACUACAUUCCGACAUUAAUCAUUAUCAGUUGUUUUCUUGUAUGUAUAAGUAUUUUUGGAUUAAUUGGUAAUUGGUUAGUAGUGCAUACAAUUGGUCGUCAUAUAUUUAGAAGAUUCUUCGAAUUAUUGGAAAGCUGUCUACGUAUUCUUGGCAGCUGUUCAAGAUGUAAAAGCGAACAAGAAAACCAUAUACAAAACCAUAAGCCUUCCCAGUGCCGACAGGAAAGUUGUCAACAACAAUCGAAUCAUCAUCUUGAUAUAUGUUUGUCAAGAGCUUCUAGUCUUGUGCCAAUUAGCCAAUCUUCUAAUUCUGUCAGUAAUAAUGAACUAAGAAAUCAAUGUGGUAGUUUAACAAGUGUCAACAAUGCUUCAGCAUUAAAUAUUCAUCAAUCGCCAAAAUCAGCAAAUGAUUGUACUAAAAACAGGGAAACUACGAAAAAAUUUGCUUUUACAAAACGUAAUGUCAUGCAUACAGAUCUCAACUCUGAUCUCCUCAUUGUCCUUCUUGCAAUAAAUGAUUUGAUUAUCUGUGUUAUUGAUAUACCGACAACAAUCUUUCUGAUUGUAUGGGAAACUAGAACAUAUGAUUUUAUUUGUAGACUACAUGUUAUUUUAAAAUCAUUCACUUUAACUGUUUCUGCAUUAUUUUUGGUUAUAAUUGCUUUGGACCGUUGGUUGCUAGUUUGUUUUAUACCAUGUGUUAUAAUGACAAAAAAGUGUAUGAAGAGACUAAUCGUUGGAACAUAUAUCUUAGGAUUAUUAUGGGCAAUACCAAUGGGAUUACAUCAAGGUGUACACACUUAUUUUAAAAUUAGUACAGUUGAUAAACUUGUAACUAGUGAUUCAGAAGCUAUUAUCAUGUCUCAUGAAUUAAACAGUUCACCUAAAACUAACCAAUCAGAAUUGAAUGAUAAUGUUUCUGACAGUUCAUUAAUAUCGUCAAAAAAAUCAUUAUUGACUUAUUUUACAUCACAAUUUAUCGAUUUAAUAACAUCAUUUACAAAUUAUGGUUAUUGUAAAUCUGAUGAACGUUUCAUAUCACAAAGUGAUUAUGAAAUUUACCAGCUGUCAAUAUUCAUUUUAUUUAGUCUUAUUUUCACCUGCAUCUGUAUCUUUUACGGUUACUUAUUUUCAUUCAUCAUAAUACAUCAAUAUCGAUGGAGAACUAAAUUUGGACCUAAAAUAAAAGUAGUUCGGCCAAUCAAUACACCUUUAACUGCCCCAAAACAUAAUGUUGUCAUAAAUAAACCAAUCAAACAAUCUUGUUUUAAUUGUUUUCAUCUUUAUAAUAGACCAAGAUUUUUAAGUGUACCAAUUAAUCAAACUAAUUUAAACAAUAAACAAAAUCAAAAGAAAUUCAGUCUUAGUUAUAGUGAUUCAAUAAUACAAAUAGAUUCACAAUCUAUCAAUUUGGAUCAUAUAAAACUUAUACAAAAUCAAAAUGAAACUCAACAUCAAUAUAAACAAACUAACUCAAUUGAAAAAACUCAUCGUUUUAAAUGUAAAUUUUUAAAAAAAAGAAAUUUAAAUAAAAAAUUUAAUUCUUUUAAAUUAUCCAAUAAUCGUCAUAUAAAAAGUGUAAUUACAUUUAUUUUAAUUACAAUUACAUUUAUUAUAUCAUAUUUACCAAGUUUAUUAAUUGCUAAUAGAUUUAUAUGGCCUAUUAAUUGGGAAUUAUUAAUGGAAACUAAAAAUGAAUUUCAUUUUUCAUAUAAUGAUAGUAUAAUAAAUGAAACAAAUUUAAAUAUAAUCAACAAAAAUUUAUUAAAUCAUUCAAUUACUACUGAAAUGAAUUUAAGUAGUGGUAAUAAUAAUAAUUUUCAUAAUAAUAAUUUAUUUAUAUAUAAACCAAAUGAAAUAACAAAAAUUAAUAUUAAAUAUCAUUUAAGAAGAUUUUUUCAUUUUUUAUAUUUUAUUAAUUCUUCUGUAAAUCCUUUAAUUUAUUUCUUUUUUAAUUUAAAAUUUCGUUUGAAAUUUAAACAAUUAAUAAAUUGUUAUAAUAAAUGUUUUACACUUCAAAAUUGAUUUAAAUUUGUUCUCUAUGAUUCAUAUUGUAAUGGACAAGAAUAUGGGGGAGGGAAACAAUGUAUUGUUUAUUUCUAUAGUUACAAAAUAUCUCUCGUAAAAUAUGAGAACCAUACAUUAAAUAAUUUCAUCUGUAAAUCUUUUUUCAAUUGUCCAUGAAAUUCCGUAUAAUUUUUUUUAAAAAUUCACAAUGGUUUUUCACUUUUACUUCUGUUUCCUUGAAUUCAAUCUUUUUAGUCUUCUGUUGACAAGCAUUUUACUACUGAUUAGUGUUACAUACUACUUUAGUAGAAAGAUAUAAUUAGCAUACACCAUAAUACUAGCUGAUACAUUCAUUAUUGGUAAAUAUUACAACUACGUGUAAUGUGAAUAAAACUUUAAUAGUCAAUUAAAUGAAAACAAUUAAGGUAACAUUAUUGUAUUAGUUGUCUCUUAAGUAUUGAUUUAAAUUAUUUAACCUACUGACUAUUUGAUAUUUUUGAAAAGACAAAUCAAUAAAUAGAUAGAUGUAUAUCGUUAUUGACUUUUCUUCAUUUAAAGUGCAUUAUCUAAAAAUAUUCUCAUACCAAUAUAGUUUCUAUGCAUGAUAUCAAUAUAGCAACUGUUCAUUGAGUUAAAUUUAUGGGAUAAAAAAAACAUGUCUAUUUGAAAUGUAUUUUUUUAUGAAAAUGUUAUUUGACAUAAGUAACGAUAAUGGUUAUUUUGUGUAUCAACAUAAAUUCUAUGAUUUCAUUUAUUUCAGCCUUGU
Molecule: messenger RNA, 2920 nt
Organism: Schistosoma rodhaini
Lineage: Eukaryota; Metazoa; Platyhelminthes; Trematoda; Strigeidida; Schistosomatidae
Source: the annotation of a GenBank genome assembly